Molecule: messenger RNA, 1641 nt
Organism: Armigeres subalbatus
Lineage: Eukaryota; Metazoa; Arthropoda; Insecta; Diptera; Culicidae
Gene: Rab10
Product: ras-related protein Rab-10
Exons: 5
Coding region: 403-1017 (204 amino acids)
Biological process (GO): cellular response to insulin stimulus
Cellular component (GO): Golgi apparatus; recycling endosome; insulin-responsive compartment
Molecular function (GO): GTPase activity; GTP binding
Source: RefSeq, a predicted model, not a curated record
ACAAAGCGCACCCAAAAGGAAAUACGACGACGGGUGACUCGCAACGACGAAAGGCGAGAUUCGUAAUAAUUUUAAUCAUCGUCUCUUUGGUGUACAUUUUUUUUUCGUGCGCUGAUAAAAUUGCCGACCAGAAACGGAUUAGUGAACAUUUCAGCAGGUUAAAGUGCGACUCAAGGACCAAGCAAGCGGUGGAGUGUGGAGGAUAUUCGAUACCCACCCGGAGGAGGCUGCAAAGAAACGAAAAAAUUCCAUCGCAAGAAGCACAAAUCGAGAUCCUCCCUUUUGGCUGCCAGGCUGACUUUUGCCUUCCUUACUGAGCAGGAGUGAGAGGGAAGGAAAACAAUCCACCAACGCCUACCGGAGAAGGUCAGACAAGGUAGACAAGCAAAGCUACUGUGCACAAUGGCCAAGAAGACAUACGAUCUGCUGUUCAAGCUACUGCUGAUUGGAGAUUCCGGAGUUGGCAAAACAUGCAUCUUGUUUCGUUUCUCCGACGAUGCAUUCACUUCUACUUUCAUCUCCACAAUCGGCAUUGACUUCAAGAUCAAAACGAUCGAACUGCGUGGCAAAAAGAUCAAGCUCCAGAUCUGGGACACGGCCGGUCAGGAGCGAUUCCACACGAUCACCACCUCCUACUAUCGGGGUGCAAUGGGGAUAAUGCUGGUGUACGACAUCACCAAUGAGAAAAGUUUCGACAACAUAGUGAAGUGGUUGCGAAAUAUAGACGAGCAUGCCAACGAGGAUGUGGAAAAAAUGAUUCUGGGGAACAAAUGCGACAUGACAGAUAAACGCGUCGUCAGCAAAGAACGAGGAGAGAGUAUCGCCCGCGAGCAUGACAUCCGCUUCAUGGAGACGUCCGCCAAGGCGAACGUCAACAUCGAGAAGGCAUUCCGGGAGCUGGCCGAAGCGAUUCUGGACAAAACCGCCGGCAAGGAGACGACCGACAAUCCCGACCGGGUGGUUGUCAACCGUGCCCCCGGCGACAAACCACCCGCCUACAAGGCCUGCUGCGCGUAGAAUGGUUGACCGGGAGGAGGCCAAUGGUGGCAUCAAUUCGCUUAUGAUACCCUCUACAAUCUACAACUGCUCGCACGCUUUCAUCAUCAUCAUCUGUGUGGGUGUAAUCUAGAGAAGAAUGUUUUUUUUUGUCUUACGUUUUUAAGCUCUAUUUUUAUAACUGGUUGAGAGUCGGGGGUCAGGUGCGAAUACUUACACAAAUCACGAGGUAAAGCAAAGAAACGUCUAUUGUGGAGUCGUAGAUCAAAAUUGGAUGAGCAUUUGGAGAACGUAAGUAAGUGUUACGUUCACUCUAAAGAAAGUUGUUUUUUGCGGUCAUAUACUGACAUAAGCAGAGAUUCUGGUAUAUCUAAAUUAGGAUGGAAGCGUAAAAUGAUUUUAGGUUGCAGUCAAGUUCUAAUUAUUUUCGUUCUAUGUAGGAAGGCUUCUAUGUAGUAUUUUAGUUUGUACGUCGCUGAUACAUGCACGACCGCCAAUUAUGUAAAACAAUGUUUUCUAACAGUCGCCGGAUACUUCCAUUUUAGGGAAGCUUUAAACUAACUAAUCAAUGUAGCAGCGUUUGUUGUAUUUGUCGGAAUAGAAAAGCAAGAACGAAUUAAAAAUUAUGUCUGGUCAGAUACUAAA